AUGUCGAUGACGCUUAGUUAUUUACUUUCUCCGUUCACUGGUUGCUUUGGGUUGGGAGCUGAAUCUGAACUAAAAAUAAUGAUGGAAAGUUCUUUUAUCAACUAGAAAAGUUGCAGGAUCUGCCAGAAGACGGAUUUUUCAGAUCACGGUCUCGGCGUGUACAUGGCGAGUCCAACUGAGGUAAAAAUCUUGUAGAAAGUUUUAAAAAAACAUGCAAAUUGUCGAGGUUUUGAGUUUUUUUCAAACAUUAGAAAGCUCUUAUUAGUUAGAUUAAAAAAGCGGUAUUUUUGUGGAAAAAAUUGCCGCAUGCACAAUUUCAUAAGAGAUUAAUUUAUCUUUCUUUUUUUUUCUUUUUUUUUGCAUGGUAGAAAUUUUUAGAUCGAAACUCAAAAGCUGAAGUUUCUGUCAUUCUUUACAUAUAAAUCUUCAUACAUUAUCAAGAUUUUUAGCCAUCUCCCAGUAUGUGAUAGUGCGGAUUUUUUUUUUCAAAUAAGUUUGUAGUAUUUUUUGAAAAUUUAACUCAAGUUUGAAUUUCUCUAAUUUAUUGAGCGUCCAAGUUUACUUUUUUUCUCAAAUUAAUACUGAAUCGGUCUGGCUCAAUCCCAAGGAAAGUUCUAUCCACUUGAAAAUGAAUGAACUCAAUCGGAUAAUGGAACUUUUUCAACUUUGAACUGACUACAACUCAAUUUGGAGUAGUCGUGUAGAGUUUUUGAGCUAAAAACAUAUAAAAACGACCAGGCUGUUUUUAAAUUAUGAACGUUCCAGGUUGAGAAGUUCACAAUUUGCUCCGAACUGGCUGAUCAGACGGCAGACUCGUUGGGCGAAUUAUUCGUCCCAUGCGAAAUGCCUGAACCGCCAAAAAAUCAUUCUUUCCUCAAGGUUUUUUUUUCCCGCAUUUUGUUUGGGAAAUGAUUCGAUUUUGUUUUUUCAGGGCCUCCAAGGCGUUUCGUCCAUUUUCAGCGGGACGCCGCGUCAGGAUUCAUGUGACAUCGACACGAUUUGUGAGCUUUAGAACCAUAUAAACAAAUAACUAUGAAAACUCCGAUAUUCCAUUGAAAAUCACUAAAAAUGUAGUCCACUAUCCAGAUUACUAAGGGAUGAAAUUAGAUAAAUUAGGUAGAAGAUAGACGAAAAAAAAAUUGAAAAAUAAGCGUUGUUACAGUGAACUUGAACGUGUACCUCUUUCUAUCAAAAAAUUGAGAUAUUUUCGAGAUUUGAAAAGUUUUUAUCUAUCUGCUGCAUCGUAAAUUUAUUUUUGUUGAAGAAUUCUUCUCAAAAAGAGAGUUUUGGGCAGAGGUGGAGGAUGGCUGCCCACUGGCCGCCCUGCCUGCCAAGCCAUAAACGCCCAAAAGGCAGAAAUGACUUUUUCAAUAGUAAGUCAAUGACUCAUUUCUAUCGCUUGGCCCAAUGGCUUGGCUUGGCCGCCAAGCCAAGGGCUGCCUUCCUAAUCCUCCACCUCUGGUUUUGGGAACCAUUCUCACAGCGAAAUCACGUGAAUUUUCUCCUCUUUAUUUGUUUUUCGGCAACAGUUUUUGAACGUGAAAUAUAAACAUUUGUAGGGUGAUUCCCAUUCUCGUCCAUUUUUUGUCAUUCUCAGCACGUUUCGAAGUUUCUCGAAGCUAUUCAUUCAAUUUUUUACAAAAUAUUAAGAAAAAAAGAAAUUGUGAGACGUUCUGAAAGACAUUUUUCCAAUAGUUUUUUUCAGGUCCUUUUUGAUCUUGUCCGUGUUCGUAUGUUUAUAUCAAUGGGAAAAUUUGUUUCAGUGGCGGACAGCAAAGAGAAGAAUUCCAUCGGAUCGACGGGUAUGAGAAGCGUUGCUAGGACAAUUCCCGGUACUUUUUUUUCGAACUUUCACUGGUUUUUUAAUUUAGUACAUAGUGUUUAGUUUCGGAAAAUUUACACAAUAGUUUAUUUUUCAGGGCCCUCGAUGUCGAUGGACCGAGCACAUGCUGGGGGUGUUUCAGCGGGACAAGCGGCCGCCAUGGCUCUUCAGGUGGGAAGAAAAAACAAAAUCUACCUUCACCGAGAUAUCACAAAUGCAUGUAGCCGAUUUACGACAAGUUUUGGGCGUGGUCUCUCUACGCUCUCCACCAACCACGCACUAUCUCUUUUUUAUCAUGUCAGGACUCUUUUUUCGAUGGCUCAAGCCCUGAAUGAGCUAUCUCAACGCGACUUUACUCACAUCAAUUUUUUUUUUACUUUUUAUCGCUUCGAAAAAAGUUUCCUAGAGCUGAACGAGCGAAGGAACAAAAAAUAACACUCUAAUGACAAAAAAAAUUUCAAUUUUAGUUAAGGUUUUCAAAAGUUGUCACCGAUGAUAAAGGAGAAAAAGAGAAGUAUAUUUUUAGAAUUCAGUUUUUAAGCCUAAAAAAAGGUGAAAAGCCCAACUUUGUGACCAGACCCCGUAGUCAGCUCAUAUAUUUAGAAAACUUAAUAGAACAACUUCUCAAAAAAAUAUUUCUCAAAAAAAUUGAAAUUUUAUCGAAACCAGUUUAAAAAUAAGGUUCAAAAAUUGUAGGAAGCUCUCCGGGAAUUCGAAAGUUCAGUUCUCAAAAACUUUCUCUUUCUUAUGGUGAAUAAGAAAUAAACGCUUCAGAACUUGAACGAAAGAACGGAGAAGCUGAAUGCGACGGUCGACGCGACAGAAAAUCUGAAGAACAACGCGAUGAAUUUGUCUUCGAGAACCGGCAAACUGGUGGAAAAGUACGAGAAAAAGAAGUGGUACAACUUCUGA
Molecule: messenger RNA, 2734 nt
Organism: Caenorhabditis auriculariae
Lineage: Eukaryota; Metazoa; Nematoda; Chromadorea; Rhabditida; Rhabditidae
Source: the annotation of a GenBank genome assembly